UGCUUCAGACCUGUGUACAACGAACUUGUAGCGAGUAGGGCUUCGAUAGAUGUUGGGCACUAUGUGGCUAAAAUGAUGUACUUUUCGAAUGUGUUAGUUCGAAAUAAGUUCAAACAUUUUGGUAUUCAGCGAGCCUAAUGUGUCAUGUUCCCACUUCACGAAGCUGAAGCUUAUUCAUGCGCGUACCUGUAUAUCGAACAAACUUAGCCUUAAAGGACAGUGAAGUUGUCGUUACUGGCCAGAGUACUCGCUCAACAGACCGAAGCGAUAUGAACCAUUUGAAAUGGGGAAAGAGUUUCUUCGUCAAGCUCCACGGCUUUUUAAUGCACCGCGCGUAUUGAAAUAAAGCAAACAAAAACAGAAUAACUACGCAGUGAGCUAAGAGGUAAAACUGGCGAUGCUGUGCUACAGGAGAUCAUAACUGGCAGAUAGCAGAGAGCUUUCAACCGGCCAGGGUGUGGCACAGAACAUGUCACCGCGUAGACAGUACCGAAUGUCGUGUGAAUAUGCCUCCCCGUUGCAUAUUUACGUUUUUACCAAUAAAUCAAUCGUUGUCACAGAUUUACGACGCGGUGCGCGGACGAAGACUAUCGUUACGGAAAAUACGUCAUCAAGAAAGGAACCUCCGUCAUGGUGCCUGCGUACCAGCUGCACCAUGAUCAAGAAUACUGGAAUGAGCCAGAAAAGUUUGACCCAGAAAGAUUCAGUCCGGAGAACAGGCACUCCAUUAACCCAAUUGCCUACCAGGCUUUCGGCCUAGGGCCGCGCAUAUGCCUUGGUCAGCGGCUAGCGCUUGCCGAGCUGGCCUCAGCGACUGCGCACGUUCUCCGACACUAUUCCAUUGCUCUGGACGACAACCAGAAGCGUGACCUGGAGAUCCACACCUACUCUAUUAUGGCGGCACCAAAGGAAAAAGUGUUCAUCCGACUGCGUAGGCUCCAGAAAGCGCAGAGUGAUCCCCACUGAUACAUCUAAAUAGACGUCUAUUUUACGGCGGGGCUGUGAGAACCUCGCUAGGUUUUUCAUUCGGCCGUGCGCAACUUCGCGUAGCGAGUAUGUGCCAUAGAAAUUGGGCAAGCCCCACUGUUGACCUCAGGCCCACUAAAAACGAAGAAGCUGUAUGGCCAAGCGCAAGCUCGUCCAAGCACCAUAUGUUGGCGUUAUGGACAUAGUGCUAUUUGGUUGUGUCGCACCAAUAAACUAAUAAACAGGAUGAUGAAACUGAAGCUGAAUCAUUGAGGAACUGAAUGACCCAAUGCAGCUCGCCAAUGCUUUGAACAUCGGGAGCCGAACGAUGGUGCAGUCGGAAUGCUGCGCUUGUUUGAAAACCGAACAUCCAACAGAUUUACUUGACCAAUAACGAUGAAGGCUACAAUUUCUAUCAGGCAAAGGAUAAUGUACACAGGACUGACUGCCGGGGUUGCUUGGCUAUAAGAACACCCCGUUGACACGAUUGCAGUAGUAAUCACGACGCGUUUGACGAAAUGUACAAAGAUGUAUUUACAAUGACUGUUCUAAAUGUCAUGUCACUUGGAAAGCAUACUGUCCACUUGGAACACGAUGACGUCACACAAAGAUCGGAAUCCCUGUACCUAAC
Messenger RNA from Rhipicephalus sanguineus (brown dog tick), 1597 nucleotides. RefSeq names its product cytochrome P450 3A19-like. Bases 631 to 966 code for a protein of 111 amino acids. The record is from RefSeq and is a predicted model, not a curated record. Gene Ontology annotation, molecular function: oxidoreductase activity, acting on paired donors, with incorporation or reduction of molecular oxygen; heme binding; iron ion binding. Lineage: Eukaryota; Metazoa; Arthropoda; Arachnida; Ixodida; Ixodidae. The transcript is spliced from 3 exons.